ACAUGGCAGGAGCUUGAUCGACGUAUUACUGACACGGCUAACGAGGCCAAGGACAACGUGAAAUUUCUCUACACCUUGGAGAAAUUCUGUGACCCUCUCUACAACAGCGAUCCUGUUGGAAUGUUGGAAGGUAUUCCAGGACUGAUCAAUGCCAUCAGAAUGAUCCACAGUAUCUCCAGGUACUACAAUACCUCUGAGAGAAUGACCUCACUCUUUGUCAAGAUCACAAAUCAGAUGAUCACCGCCAGCAAGGCUUACAUCACAAACGGAGGGUGCGAGACAGUCUGGUCUCAACCUCCGGGCGAGGUCAUCAAGAAGCUCAAUGACUGUAUUCGCCUGAACGAGGAGUAUCAACGAUGCUUCCACAAGACCAAAGAAAAGCUCGAGAAAAUGCCCAAUGAGAGACCAUUUGAGUUUUCCGAGAUGUACAUUUUCGGAAAGUUUGACACUUUCACAAAGAGGCUGAAGAAUAUCAUUGCCAUCUUUGACAUGUUCUCUGUUUAUGCGACACUGUCCGAGUCCAAAAUUGAAGGCUUGGAGGUAAUGGCCAACAGGUUCAGCGUGAUUCAGACACAAAUACGUAAAAAGCCGUAUGAUUUCCUGGACCAGAGGAAACAAGAGUUUGCUGGUGAUUACGAUGAUUUCCAGAGACAGAUCAAAGAACUGCAUAAACAAAUCUGUGAGUUUAUGGACAAGAAGUUUGAGAGGAUAACGAGCACACAGCGUGCUAUCACUCUGUUGAUGAAGUUUGAGAAACUGAAGCUCCCUAACCUACCAAUACAGGAGAAAUAUCAGAGAAUUCUCUCACAGUAUGGUAAAGAUAUUGAGAUGGUGUCCAAAAACUAUCAGAAGAACAAAAAUGAGCCACCAGUAGCCAGAGAUUUACCUCCCAUUGCAGGUAAGAUAUCCUGGUCUCGCCAGCUGUUCCGACGUAUCCAGGAACCCAUGGAAAUAUUCCAACAACAACCGUCGCUCCUAGAGAACUCACCAGAGUCUAAGAAGAUUAUCAAAAGCUUCAACAAACUUGCCAAGGUUCUCCUCGAGUUUGAGGUCCUCUAUUAUAGAGGCUGGUUGAGGCAGGUGGAAGCAGCAAAGUCGGGGUUGUCGGCAUCUCUGCUCGUGAAACACCCAGAGACUAAUGAACUGUAUGUGAACUUUGACCCUCAGAUCCUCACAAUGAUCCGAGAGACCGAGUGCAUGGCUAGACUUGGUUUGGAGAUUCCACCAGUUGCCAAAACUAUGAGGACUAAACAAGGAGAAUAUAAGGACAAUUACAAUGCCCUACUGAUGAUGCUUCAAGAGAACAAGAGAGUGAGGAAAAAGAUUCCAACUGCCUUUGAGGAGCUCAUGGGACCACAUAUCAACCGUGUAGAUGAUACCAUUGAACCUGGCCUCACCAAAUUAUCCUGGACAUCACUGAACAUUGAAGAGUACAUCCAGGAUGUUUACAAGCGUCUGGAAGAACUAGAGCUGCUCAUGAUCAGGGCUAAUGAGCUGACUGAAUUCCGUAUUGAUGCAGUCUUACAGGAAAUGGCGACAACGACUCUGUGCAAGCUGCCACAGGAUGAGCCAUGGCCGGUAGAAGAUUUCCUGGAGAACACGCAGGAACUUUGCGCAAAAGGUGCAACGAUCCUUCAGACCAAGAGUCAGGUUGUUCAAGAUGCUGCGACUGAGUUGAUCGACAUGUUGCUUCACCUAGAGGAUAAUGAAGAGGAAAUUGUUGAUGAUGAGAAAAAAGAUGAUGAUGAGAAGAGAGAAGGUACCCCAACUGGAUCUGGUGGCCGUGCCAGUAGCAGACGCUCACGACCUGUCUCUUCAAAGGCCAACUUGGCUGCUAAACGCAAACGUGAACAAAGAGAAAACAUCGAGCAAGCCGCAACAGAUCUACUGAAUCAUUUCAACCACCGUAACCUUGAGGCUCUUAUCAAGGUCACCAAGAACACCCUCGAGGCUCUACGUAAACGAAUCACAUCCAGCUCAAUGGUUCAUUAUAUUGGUGAAUCAGGUGGUUUUGGUAGCGGAGAUGCAAAGAAAGAUAACCGUCCAUUCUUCAAGACGUUCGCCACAUUGGCUAUACCAAACAUAACAAUGAAUCCAGGUCUUGAUGAAGUACAACAAGCUGUUAAUAAGGCUGCACAGCUCAUUGUCAGUACAAGCAAGGGAAUUUCCCAGUGGAACAAAGACCGCAAACGUGAGCGCUCACACUCGGGUGAUCGUGAAGGUCACCACGAUAGACGUAUGAGUGUUGGUAGUGUAGCAGCAUCUGAGGGUUCCCAUGGUGAGAAGAAAAGACCGGAAUUAGAACGCGAGGCAACCAGUCAUACUGUAACGACAACGGCUAAGAAUUAUUUCAAGAAUGUAUCAGAGAAUAAAGAAGUUGCCAAGCUCGUCUCUCUCUUGUCUACAUCUAUUAACUCCACAAAGAAGGAGGUGACAAGUGCCCUUGAGAAGUUUGCUGAUUAUCACUGUAUCUGGGAGAAAGAUCGGGAAGAAGAUCUAGAGGCUUUCUUGAAGGAUAAUCCAAAACUGACCGAGUUUGAGUCUAAGAUAAAAUACUACGAGGAACUUGAGGUCUCUAUUAACAGCCAGCCUGAAUACUACGAUGUUGGCCCUAUUGCUCUCUUUACAGAGAAGCUGAAGUUUGCUUUGAAUGUCGAGACUAAAGCAUGGAGAAUGCAUUAUGGGAAGGCAUGUAACAACAAGUACCGUACAGAAAUGGAGGAGAUAUUUACGUUCAUUGAAGAGCUCAACAAGCGUCUGGGUAGACCUAUCAAGGACUUGGAUGAUAUCAGAUAUGCCAUGGCCGGUUUGAAGGAGAUCAGAGAGCAAGAGAUCAGAAUUGAUAUGAGCAUUGGACCUAUUGAGGAGUCAUAUUCCAUGUUGAUCAAACAUGAUUUACCUGUGGCCAAAGAGGAGACUGAGCGAUGUGAUACCCUGAGAUAUUCCUGGGAAAAAUUGAACGUACAGGCAGCUGAGGUGCAGUCACAUCUGCUUGAUGUACAACCAGAGUUCAAAACGGGACUUAUUGAAAAUGUGAAAACAUUCCUUGUGGAUUGUGACAACUUCUAUGAUGAUUAUAACACUGCUGGACCAAUGGUACCAGGAGUUGCACCACGUGAAGCAUCUGACCGCCUGGUCAUCUGUCAGAAUACAUUUGACAUCCUCUAUAAGAAAUUUCUCACCUACACCGGAGGUGAAGAACUUUUCGGUCUUCCGGUCACAGAUUAUCCGGAACUGCUCAAGAUCAAGAAGGAGCUUAAUUUGUUACAGAAGUUGUAUGGGCUGUACAAUGCUGUCAUAGAUACGGUGCAUGGUUACUAUGACAUUCUCUGGGCUGAUAUUAACAUUGAAAAAAUCAACAAUGAACUCAUUGAGUUCCAGAAUAAAUGCCGUAAACUUCCACGAGCUCUGAAAGAUUGGCCAGCCUUUGAAGAUCUGAAGAAAACAAUUGACGACUUUAAUGAGAUGGUUCCCCUUCUUGAACUGAUGACCAACAAAGCCAUGAAGCCUAGACAUUGGAACCGGAUGGCAGAGGUCACAGGUCAUGUGUUUGACAUAGAAAGUGAUAACUUUACUCUGAGGAAUAUUUUACAAGCUCCAUUGCUAGAGUUUAAAGAGGAUAUUGAGGACAUCUGUAUCUCUGCUGUCAAAGAGAAGGAUAUUGAAGCCAAACUUAAGCAGGUCAUUGCCGACUGGAACAAUCAAGAAUUUACAUUUGCAAACUUCAAGAACCGUGGAGAGCUUCUGUUACGUGGUGAUACAACCAGUGAAAUUGUCUCGUUGAUGGAAGAUUCUCUCAUGGUGCUCAGUUCACUCAUGAGUAACAGAUACAAUGUACCAUUCAAGAAGCAGAUUCAAACCUGGGUACAGAACUUGACCAACUCCUCCGAAAUCAUUGAGAACUGGAUGGUUGUACAGAAUCUCUGGGUGUACCUUGAAGCCGUCUUUGUUGGUGGUGACAUUGCCAAACAGUUGCCUAAAGAAGCAAAGAGGUUCAGCAACAUUGACAAAUCAUGGAUAAAGAUAAUGACACGUGCGCACGAGACACCAAACGUCGUCCAGUGUUGUGUAGGUGAUGAGACAUUGAUGCAGUUGUUGCCUCAUUUACUCGAGCAGUUGGAACUUUGCCAGAAAUCUCUCACAGGAUACCUGGAGAAGAAGAGAUUGUUGUUCCCAAGAUUCUUCUUUGUGUCAGAUCCCGCUUUACUGGAGAUCCUUGGUCAGGCGAGCGACCCCCACACCAUUCAAGCUCAUCUCUUGUCUGUGUUUGACAACAUAAAGACUGUGAAAUUCCACGAGAAAUUCUAUGAUGUUAUCCUGUCAGUACAUUCAACUGAAGGUGAAACUGUGGAG
Molecule: messenger RNA, 4353 nt
Organism: Ruditapes philippinarum (Manila clam)
Lineage: Eukaryota; Metazoa; Mollusca; Bivalvia; Venerida; Veneridae
Product: dynein axonemal heavy chain 5-like
Biological process (GO): microtubule-based movement
Cellular component (GO): dynein complex
Molecular function (GO): minus-end-directed microtubule motor activity; dynein intermediate chain binding; ATP binding
Source: RefSeq, a predicted model, not a curated record